Molecule: messenger RNA, 1855 nt
Organism: Sebastes umbrosus (honeycomb rockfish)
Lineage: Eukaryota; Metazoa; Chordata; Actinopteri; Perciformes; Sebastidae
Gene: ppil2
Product: peptidylprolyl isomerase (cyclophilin)-like 2
Exons: 20
Coding region: 131-1708 (525 amino acids)
Biological process (GO): protein peptidyl-prolyl isomerization; protein folding; protein polyubiquitination
Cellular component (GO): catalytic step 2 spliceosome
Molecular function (GO): peptidyl-prolyl cis-trans isomerase activity; ubiquitin-ubiquitin ligase activity
Source: RefSeq, a predicted model, not a curated record
UGACGUCGACGAUCAAGAACGUAAACAGGAAGUUACAACAAGGCGAACAAGCUAGCGUGUGUUUUGGUUUGUUGACGUUAAAGUCUCUUUUUUACCUAAAUAAUCUUACAGAUCGACACAAAAACUCAAAAUGGGGAAGCGACAGCACCAAAAAGAUAAAAUGUACAUCACGUGUUCAGAGUACACACACUUUUAUGGAGGGAAGAAAUCAGAAAUCCCACAGGCAAACUUCAGACGGCUUCCCUUUGACCACUGCAGCUUGUCCCUGCAGCCGUUUGAGUAUCCGGUCUGUACUGAUGAGGGAGUCAUCUUUGACCUGCUGAGCAUCGUCCCAUGGAUCAAGAAGUAUGGGACUAAUCCGAGCUCUGGAGAGAAACUGGAAGUAAAGUCCCUCAUCAAACUUAACAUUGCCAAGAACAACGAUGGAAAGUAUCACUGCCCUGUUAUGUUCAACGUCUUCACAAAUAAUUCUCACUUCGUUGCCAACAAGGUCACCGGCAACGUCUUUUCUCAUGAGGCUGUUGAGCAACUCAACAUCAAGACCAAAUGUUAUAAAGAUCUGCUGACCGACGAACCCUUCACCAGAAAGGACAUUAUUGUACUUCAGGACCCCACAAACCUGGAUAAGUUCAAUGUCUCUGACUUCUUCCAUGUUAAAAACAACCUGAAGAUGUUGGAUCCAGAUGAGGAAAAAGCCAAGCUGGACCCGGCAUACCACCUGAGGACCACCAAUCUGGAGACCAGGGAGACCUUAGCUGAGCUGUACAAAGACUACAAGGGGGACCAGCUCCUGGCUUCCACUAUGAAAGAGCCAGUGGCCAAGAAGACGGACAAAUUAAACGCUGCCCACUACUCUACCGGCAGAGUUUCCUCCUCCUUCACAUCCACGGCCAUGACUCCUGCAACAACACAAACAGCAGACACCAUCGCUGACGACACCGUGCGUUACCAGUACGUGAAGAAGAAGGGCUACGUCCGUCUACACACAAACAAAGGAGACCUGAACCUUGAGUUGAACUGUGACAAGGUUCCCAAAGCUGGAGAGAAUUUCAUCCGUCUGAGUAAAAAAGGCUAUUAUGACGGGACAGUCUUCCACAGGUCCAUCCGCAAUUUCAUGAUUCAAGGAGGGGACCCCACUGGCACUGGCACAGGAGGGGAAUCCUUCUGGGGAAAACCUUUCAAGGAUGAGUUUCGGCCCAACCUGUCUCAUACCGGCCGGGGGGUUCUCAGCAUGGCAAACUCCGGUCCAAACACCAACAAGUCCCAGUUCUUCAUCACAUUCCGGUCGUGCACCUACCUCGACAGGAAGCACACAAUAUUUGGAAGGAUUGUUGGUGGAUUUGAGACGCUCACAGCCAUGGAGAACGUGGAGGCUGAUCCCAAAUCAGACAAACCAAAGUCGGAGAUCAAGAUCAUAAGUGCGACUGUGUUCGUGGACCCGUACGAAGAGGCUGACGCUCAGAUUGCAGCGGAGCGAGAAAAGGAGCUGCAGAAAGAGGAGGAGGAGCGGCAGCAGACCAGCAUCGCCCAGAAGAAAGCGAAGGAGGAGCAAGCGCCAAAAACCUUCAAGGCAGGCGUGGGGAAAUACAUCAACCCUGCCACAACAAAACGUUCGGCUGCUGAAGAUGAAAGCGGGCCGUCCACCAGCGGAGCGGCGCCCAAGAAGUCCAAAGGGAAGAGCAACUUCGGAGACUUCAGUGCCUGGUAGCACCGAGGCAUUCGGCUUUUACCAGUCUGUAUUUUUACUGGUCGGGUUGAGCGCGAGCAAAAUUAAUUUCAUUCAUACAUGUGUGUAUCAUCUCUCAGUAGUGUUGUCAUCUUUGUGAAACAAUUAAAGUUACUUUUUACAAACAUA